This is a messenger RNA of Leishmania braziliensis MHOM/BR/75/M2904, 837 nucleotides long. RefSeq names its product putative lysophospholipase. Gene Ontology annotation, cellular component: cytoplasm. NCBI's taxonomy places the organism in Eukaryota, Euglenozoa, Kinetoplastea, Trypanosomatida, Trypanosomatidae. Gene Ontology annotation, molecular function: carboxylic ester hydrolase activity; palmitoyl-(protein) hydrolase activity. The transcript has a single exon. Gene Ontology annotation, biological process: protein depalmitoylation. The record is from RefSeq and is a predicted model, not a curated record. Bases 1 to 837 code for a protein of 278 amino acids.
AUGACUGUGCCGGUCGAACAGCUCACGAAUAUGCAGAUUAAGGAGGAACUGCGCACCUUGUACACCAUAACCGACUUUGCCGACUGCAUCGAGAAUGGCGAUCUCCAGAGGAAGCUGCAGGCGACUCGGGAUUCGGCCCCCAUCACCCACGGCCUCCGCUACGGCACGCUACUGGAAAUCGGCAACAAGAAUCCAACCGGCAUCGUCACCCUCAUCCACGGCCUCGGCGACUCCGCGUACGGCUGGGAGGACGUCGGCCACGAGCUGUUGCGCCGCCUGCCGCAUCUCCUCUUUUUGCUGCCCACCGCCCCAUCACGGAGCGUCACUAUCAAUGGCGGCAUGCUGAUGCCCGCUUGGUACGACAUCAUGGACAUGAGCAACAGUGGCCUGCUUAGCAGCCGGCAGGACGCCACCUCCGUCCGACAGUCCUGCGAUUACGUGCGUAGCAUCGCCCAUGUGGCGGCCAAGAAGUACGGCAUCGCACCCCACCGUGUCGUCUACGGCGGCUUCUCCCAGGGCGCGGCUGUCUCACUCUGCACUGGGCUGACGACUCCCAUCACCCCGGCCGGCAUUGCGUGUAUGUCGGGCUACUUGGCGGCGUGCACAGAUGUGCUGCCGCGCAUCGUGCAGAAAUAUGUCCCCAUCACCAUGUUUCACGGUCGUCAAGACCCCGUUGUACCAAUUUCGGCUGCGAAAGAGACGAAGGAGAUCUUGGAGAAGGACGGUGGUGUCGCCCCGAUCAACUUCCUGGAGUACAACAUGCCGCACUCCACCCUGCCACAGGAGAUCAACGACCUUGUCUCGUUCAUAUCCCGUGUGCUGCCGGUGAAGUUCUAA